Messenger RNA from Notolabrus celidotus (New Zealand spotty), 6086 nucleotides. It is a transcript of the gene atp8b2, whose product is annotated as ATPase phospholipid transporting 8B2. The transcript is spliced from 29 exons. Gene Ontology annotation, cellular component: plasma membrane. Lineage: Eukaryota; Metazoa; Chordata; Actinopteri; Labriformes; Labridae. Gene Ontology annotation, molecular function: ATPase-coupled intramembrane lipid carrier activity; ATP binding; magnesium ion binding. Gene Ontology annotation, biological process: phospholipid translocation; Golgi organization. The coding region runs from base 761 to 4924 and encodes 1387 amino acids. The record is from RefSeq and is a predicted model, not a curated record.
UGCGCCUUCUCCUUCUACACGCGCAGGCUACUGGGCAGCUGCACGAGCUAACCUGGCUUUGACUGCGCUCUGUAGAUCCAAAAUGGCGCCCCAGUUUCCUCAUCCAGCCACUCGCUCAACUGUGAGAUCCCUGCAGAGGCGGUUGCUAUGGCAAAGGCUAUGUGUACGUGAUUACGUAAUGCUUACAGAGGACCGUGUUUAUGUUGGGAAUGACACUUUGGUUGAUGAUGCAGUCAUUGCACGUGCACGUUAGUUGAUCGAUUUUGCUCACAUGGUAGAGUAGAGCACAUGGAGUCAUUAACCCACACCUUUUUUCAUAUGUAGCCUACAAGGUAGCCUAUCAGUUCUAUAAUUAAUAGACUGCUAGUACAUAUAAAUAUUAACCCAGUCAUUCUUUAACAUGACUGAUCUGCAGUACUAACUGACCUUAUUAUAACAAUGACCUCAGUUUUUCUGCAGCAGGAGAGAGAGAGAGAGAGAGAGAGAGAGAGAGAGAGAGAGAGAGAGAGAGAGAGAGAGAGAGGUGCUCUGAGUGUGUUAACGCGCGCGCAUGUGUGCGUGCGUGUUUGUGUUUGGGGAGGUGCGAGAGGCAGCAACAGAGAGAGGCAGGGAUGGGAUAGUGUGUGUGUGCUCACUCAGUCCAACUUUAGAGUGAAGUUGAGAUCGGAGCUUCUUUGACGCGGAGAUGCGGCGUUCUCCGGUCCCAGUAAACAACGAACACUUACCGAUUAUUCAGACGGUGACUGUUUGAAAAGUCAAGAUGACAGUACUGAAAGACAUGCCGGAUAAAUGGUUUCCCCUCGUUCUCCCCUUGCAAAGAAAGAAACAGAAAGGAUUGAUUGGAGCCAAAGCGAAAAAGAGCCGGACAGAGGAGGAAAGAAGAGUCCGAGCCAAUGACAGAGAAUACAACGAAAAGUUUCAGUAUGCAAGUAACUGCAUCAUGACAUCAAAGUACAACAUCAUCACCUUUCUGCCCGUCAACUUGUUUGAGCAGUUCCAGGAAGUAGCCAAUACCUACUUCCUUUUCCUGCUCAUACUACAGUUAAUACCUCAAAUCUCCUCCCUCUCCUGGUUCACUACCAUUGUGCCUUUAGCUCUGGUUCUGAGCAUCACUGCAGUAAAGGAUGCCACGGACGACUAUUUUCGCCACAAGAGCGACAACCAAGUGAACAACCGCCAGUCUCAGGUUCUCAUCCGUGGCUCGAUACAGAAUGAAAAGUGGAUGAAUGUUAGAGUGGGUGAUAUCAUUAAACUGGAAAACAACCAGUUUGUGGCAGCUGACCUGCUCCUCCUGUCGAGCACUGAACCUCACGGGCUCUGUUACAUUGAGACAGCCGAGCUGGACGGAGAGACCAAUAUGAAGGUGCGUCAGUCUGUCUCCGUGACAUCUGAACUCGGAGACCCGAACAACUUUGCUUCUUUUGAUGGUGAGGUUGUUUGCGAGCCCCCCAACAACAAGCUGGAUCGUUUCUGUGGGACUCUGUACUGGAGAGACAAAAAAUACACCCUGACCAACCAGAACAUGCUGCUCCGAGGAUGUGUCCUUCGGAACACAGAGGCUUGUUACGGCCUGGUCAUCUUUGCAGGCCCUGAUACCAAGCUAAUGCAGAACAGCGGUCGCACCAAGUUUAAGCGUACGAGCAUCGAUCGUUUGAUGAACACUCUGGUCCUCUGGAUCUUUGGCUUCCUGGUGUGUAUGGGUGUGAUUCUGGCUGUGGGGAACGCAGUGUGGGAGAGAGAAGUGGGUUCCCUAUUUCAGAGCUACCUACCCUGGGACCCCCCUGUGGACAACUUCCUGUUCUCAGCCUUCCUCUCCUUCUGGUCCUACGUCAUCAUCCUGAACACCGUGGUGCCUAUUUCUCUGUAUGUCAGCGUGGAGGUGAUCAGGCUGGGUCACAGCUACUUCAUCAACUGGGACCAGCACAUGUUCUGUUCACAGUGUAACACAGCAGCCGAGGCCAGGACCACCACCCUGAACGAGGAGCUGGGGCAGGUUGAAUACGUCUUCAGUGACAAGACUGGUACUCUCACUCAGAACAUCAUGAGCUUCAAUAAGUGCUCCAUCAACGGACAGACUUACGGUGAGGGGACCGACCCGUUGGGACCUCAACAGAAGAGACUGGACUUUACUCCCUUCAACCCCCUGGCGGACCCUGAUUUCUGUUUCUAUGACGACACACUGCUGGAGUCAGUAAAAGUGGGAGACUCUCACACUCAAGAGUUUUUCCGCCUGCUCUCCCUCUGUCACACCGUCAUGAGCGAGGAGAAGAGCGAGGGAGAGCUGCUUUAUAAGGCUCAGUCUCCAGAUGAGGGCGCUCUGGUGACGGCAGCUCGAAACUUUGGCUUUGUGUUUCGCUCCCGAACACCUGGGACGAUAACCACCACAGAGAUGGGUCGAACUGUCACCUACACUCUGCUCGCCAUAUUGGACUUCAACAACAUUCGCAAGAGGAUGUCUGUUAUAGUGCGUAACCCAGAGGGCAGGAUCCGUCUGUACUGUAAAGGAGCUGACACUGUGCUGCUGGAGAGACUCAACCCCUGUAACCAGGAGCUGAUGAACAUCACCUCAGACCACCUUAAUGAAUAUGCAGCAGAUGGUUUGCGGACCCUAGCGCUGGCAUACAGAGAUCUGUCAGAGGACGACUGGGAGUCAUGGUCAGAAAGUCACCGCUGUGCUGACAAGGCCACCAACUGCAGAGAGGACCGACUGGCAGCUGCUUAUGAGGAGAUAGAACAAGACAUGAUGCUCCUGGGUGCCACAGCUAUAGAAGACAAGCUACAGGAAGGAGUCCCAGAGACCAUUGCUGUCCUCUCUCUGGCUAAUAUUAAAAUCUGGGUUCUUACUGGAGACAAGCAGGAAACAGCUGUCAAUAUAGGUUACUCCUGCAAGAUGCUGACAGAUGAUAUGACAGAGGUGUUCAUCAUCAGCGGGCACACAGUGCAGAGUGUGCGGCAGGAGCUCAGGAGGGCGAGAGAACGGAUGAUUGAGCUGUCGAGAACCAGAGAUGGAGGAAAAGAGGAAGGGAUGGAGGGUUUGGGAGAGGCCUGUUUCAUGCGUUAUGGGUUCAGAGAGGGACAACAAGGAGAUGGUACUACAGGAGGAGGAGAUGGAGGGAAACAGCUGGGGUGUCCUCCUCCUCCCCCUCCUGCUCCUCCACCGCCCUCAAACCUCAUGGACAGCAUCUCUGGAGAGUUUGCCCUCAUAAUCAACGGCCACAGUCUGGCCCAUGCACUGGAAGCAGACAUGGAGACAGAGUUUGUUUCAACGGCGUGUGCGUGCAAAGCGGUGAUCUGCUGCAGAGUCACCCCGCUGCAAAAAGCUCAGGUGGUGGAGCUCAUCAAGAAACACAAGAAGGCCGUCACCCUGGCUAUAGGAGACGGAGCUAACGAUGUUAGCAUGAUCAAAAGUGCUCAUAUAGGAGUUGGUAUCUCAGGUCAAGAGGGGAUUCAGGCUGUGCUGUCCAGCGACUACUCCUUCUCCCAGUUCCGCUUUCUGCAGCGCCUCCUGCUGGUACAUGGGCGCUGGUCCUACCUGCGCAUGUGCCGAUUCCUCUGCUACUUCUUCUACAAGAACUUCGCCUUCACCAUGGUGCACUUCUGGUUUGGCUUCUUCUGUGGCUUUUCUGCACAGACAGUGUACGAUCAGUACUUCAUCACCCUCUACAACAUUGUCUAUACCUCCCUCCCUGUGCUGGCCAUGGGGAUAUUUGACCAGGAUGUUCCUGACCAGAGGAGUCUGGAGUAUCCUAAGCUGUAUGAGCCUGGGCAGCUCAAUCUCCUCUUCAACAAGAGAGAGUUCUUUAUAUGCAUCGCCCAGGGCAUCUACACAUCAGUGGUGCUGUUUUUUGUCCCGUGUGCAGUUCUGUCUGAUGCCACUCAGAGCACCGGAGUGCCCCUUGCUGAUUACCAGACCUUUUCAGUCACCACAGCAACGGCUCUGGUUAUUGUAGUGAGUGUACAGAUUGCUCUUGACACAGGCUUCUGGACGGUUAUCAACCACGUGUUUGUGUGGGGCUCUCUGGGCUGCUUCUUCGCCAUUAUGAUCGCUCUGCACAGUCAGACCCUCUUCAGGAUCUUUCCCAACCAGUUCCACUUUGUAGGUAGUGCCCAGAGCACGUUAUUGCAACCAGUCGUGUGGUUAACUAUUGCACUGGCAACAGCAAUAUGCAUAGUUCCAGUUUUGGCAUUCCGCUUUCUCAAGGUGGACCUGAAACCUCAGCUCUCAGACACGGUGCGUUACACUCAGCUUGUGCGUCAGAAGAAGAGAAAGCCUGUGAGUCGGAGCGUGGCAGGGGCAUGGCGUGGGGCGGGCAGUGUGUCAGAGGGCCGUCUGGGUGCUCGUGGUGGUUCCAGGAGAUCAGGCUACGCUUUUGCUCACCAGGAAGGAUUUGGAGAGCUGAUCACCUCAGGGAAGAACAUGAGGCUGUCAUCUCUGGCCCUGGCCACCUUUGCGUCCAGACACAGCUCCAGCUGGAUCGACACGCUGCGCAGGAAGAAAUACACUCACACUCCUCCCAGUGCCUCUGGUGAGUGCAGCCCAGCUCCCAGUACUCUGUCUGGGUCAGUUCCGCCACUCUCAAACUCCUCUUCUGUUCUGGGUGGCUCACAAGACACACCAAUCGAGGAGGAAACAGGCACAGCAACAGCCCACAAAUCACAGACUGUUCUUACUUCAUCGGCACAAACCACACCAGCUUUAGCAUCUGAUUCAGAGUCAGCCACACAUCAGGGCUCUCCUCAGGUGCCCUGUGCUGGUGCCCUCACCACAACAGCAGUGAGGACCAAUGGAGGAGACUCACCCGGUGGAUGGACAAUUACUCUUAGUACUGUGCAGGAAGCUCUGUUUGGUUGGAGAGCUCGUGCUGCUGCAUGUAACAGCCCAGGUUCAGCCUCAUUUGCCAAGGACAACAACCAGACUGAGUGAAGGAUUGGACAUACAUGAAAGGAUGAUUUGUUCACAUACAGGAUGGGCCAUUGUGUGCUUUCCUGGAGUGAGAUGAGAGCUCAUAGACUGUAAUGAUAACAUUUACCAACACUGUGCUCUUCUCUCUCAUCCCAACUAAAAGUUCUUUAAUCGAUCACUAAAAUUCAAGUCAUCAAAAGAAGUGAUACUUCUUAAUUACAUAGACCAGAUAUGAACUGAGAUUUGAUGGGGGUAUACAUGUAUCCACAAUAAAAGACAGCUGUGCUAAUAAGUGCGGUUUACAGUGUAUUACAGGAGGUGAGCAGCUGGCUCUGAAAACAUGUCAAGGUGACUUCCUAAUACUGAUCUUAAAGAAUGUGUCCACCUGUCAUUUCACAUAGUUUAGCAGAUCUCUCAGAAUCAAUAAUGGAAUAAAUAAACAGACGAAAAGCAGCAAGUUCUAAAAAUAAAUGUCAAGGUCACUUCUUAUUUACGACCAAAAGAUUGUUUCCACUUGUCAUUUCCAAGCUUUGCUGCAUCUCUGUAAAUCAAUGAUGGGUUAAAUGAACAAGCAAAUAACAACGUUUUUAAGAUUUGAAGUGCAGCAGUUUUUUUAUCCUGAAGAUAUCCUCAAGCCUCUGUUGACUAUAGUUCUCAGUGAGAACGUUACUUUAAGUUACAGAGCACUGCAAGACUGUUGCAAACCUUGGUCUUUUUUUUUCCUUCAUUGAUCUGUUUUCUUACUUGUUAUACCUCAACUUGAAAUGCUUUCCUUUCUAUUUUGCAUCAUAUUGAUGUGUUGAAUAUUGGCCUAAUUGAGUUGCACCUUAAUGUAAGCUCUCAGUGUGUUUUCUCUUUGUGGCCCGACAAUGGGCCACAUUGUGCUACUUAAUCAAAAUGUAAUGUUACGUACUAUCACAGAUUUAAAAACCAAGUUAAAAGACAAACUGCCUUUAGGUUACACCUGGUAGAAACUCUGAAAAUGAAAACCAGGCUGUAAUGAACAUUUAACGAUGGUUUGUCUAAUCCCCAGUCAUUUAGUACUUGUUAUUUUAUGUUAACAAUGUGCUUAUUCAUACUGUAUACUGUACCCUCAGUAAAGUGCUUUACAUUUUUAUUUUUAUUUGUUCAUGAAUAAAGGUUGAAGGUGUAUGGAGAUAAUCAUGCCUUAAAAAUGCUGAAA